Trametes versicolor FP-101664 SS1 is the source of this 3795-nucleotide messenger RNA. Its product is annotated as DUF1212-domain-containing protein. The transcript is spliced from 11 exons. NCBI's taxonomy places the organism in Eukaryota, Fungi, Basidiomycota, Agaricomycetes, Polyporales, Polyporaceae. Gene Ontology annotation, biological process: transmembrane transport. The coding region runs from base 684 to 3473 and encodes 929 amino acids. Gene Ontology annotation, molecular function: transmembrane transporter activity. The record is from RefSeq and is a predicted model, not a curated record.
GGGCGAGAACGCAAUUCGCCAGCGUUGCUGAGGAAGAGAGAAAUUUUCAAAUGAGCAAGGCGCGACAACGCAACCAGGUCCGCAAGCAUGGCGAACAGGAUUUGCAACAUCCGCCCCCUGUCCGCAGUGCCCAGAACGGGGGAGCGCGCGGCGGGCGCGAAAAUGCGCGGGCGGACCAGGCGGGCAUAUACCCGAUUAGGGGUGCGGGGCGGGGAGUACUAUCGGGCCGGCGAUGAGGUCGGGGCGGGGUCUUUCGAAAUGGACUGACGUCAAAGAGAGGCCUGUCGGGUUCUCGCCUUCGCGCGCCGCUGCCGAGGGCAAUCAAGCUUGGGCGCACCGGCAAAUUUACCUUCCUGGACCAAUCGAGGGCCGCUUCUCGAAAUGGCUCGGAGUCUGCAUCGCUCUCCUCAGCCGUCUUCGUGGGUCUGGCGUAUUUACUCCGACCCGCUCCUCCGCAGCAAGCUCACACAUAACGCUGUCGCCGGCCAAUCCCAUCCUGACCACGAACCGUUGCUUCCCUACACAUCAAGGCGUCCAGACGACAUCCCAGUCCCAUCUUCCUUUGAGACCGUGCGCAUCCUUCUUCCUCGCGUUUAGCCUCGAAUCAGUUUCAGACCCGAAGUAUUUCACGCCCUGCGAGCAUCCUCCUUUCUCCUACCCCUUCCUCGUCAAAUGAUUCAGCCAUGGACUCUCCUCCACACAUGAACCCCUCCGAUCCCACCGCCCCCGCCGACAACAGGCCGCCCGGGGGCACGCGCCGCUCCGGCCACAAGACACCUCGCAAGGUCCAAUGGGUAUUCGACGAGACCGACGGCUCCCCAUCGUCGAGGGCAUUGGACGAACACGCCUUGGAUCCCGACGCUUUUGAGACGCUCGCCUCAGCUCUAGAACGCCACCGGUCCUCUUCGAUGUCUGAAGGCAACAGCAGCCGCCCCAUGAUCGUGACAGCCGCGCCUACAGCUAUUUCGCCGGAGCCAUCACUCCCUACCUCCCCAGAACUGAGCCCUCAACCUACUCCACACGAGGUUCCUGGUGAGAACUUCAUCGACCGACACGAAACAGCCGGUCUUCCCGGGGUCGACAUCGAGGAGUACUCGCAAGAACAGGCCAAGAAGGUAGUGCGCGCACACAAGUACGGGUUCCUAAGAGGCCUCGGUGGCGGCGGCAAGCGCCACAAACGUUCCCGGUCGCAAGAGCCACUCGCCAACUCGGAGCGCCGCGGCAGGCAGACACGCAAGGGCUUCUUCACCGAGCGCCACACACCCGGAGGCGACGUGGAGAAGAGCGCGGAGGUGCGCAACGAGAACAAAAGGGACGCGCCCAAGGGUGUCCUGUCGACGUUGCUCUCGUUCUACGAGCCCUCAAACGGCUUCCAGUCGGGGAUGUCGACACCCGGACGCUCCUCGCUGGACGAGUCGCGCCCCUCGUCCGUGUACAGCGGGAAGACGGCGAAUCUCACCGAGAGCGGGUCGACGACGUCCUCGGCGGUGCUGAUGCCUCCCCCGCCCGUCCCGAACCGCGCGGAGGGCAGUGGUUACGCACCUUCCAUGCCGAACCCUUCGACCAACUCCCUCCGACCGCCGUCGCACCCCUGGACACGCACGCUGGGGCUUCCUGAUGCCCGGCCUUCCGCUGCACGGAGCGGAGCAGGGGUGUUCGGCCCUCUGAUAGCGAGUGCUGGGAACAUCGCAGGCGUGGCCGCGCCAGCGCCCGCCACUGUCGCACCCAACUGCAAGCGUCCUGGUUAUCAUCUCUCUCGCUAUUCGCUCGAGAGCAGCCUGCCCAAGGCUUCCCAGAGCCAGCGCUCGUUGACGCUGUCGCGCUCACGCAGCAUGCAUUUUGAUCCGCAGAGCCGGUCGCCUACGCUGCUAUCGGUACCGCCUUCUCCCGCCGACGAGUCUCCGCCGCUCUUGCAUCCUUCGAACGGUAGCCCCGGUCAUGGGCGACAAAAAUGGACGGGCGUCCUCAAGGAUCUCCCAAAGUGGGUGCCCAGUCGGGCGGCGACGCCGAGCACCGCUCCUGGCACACCAGCGACGGACCUCGGGACGGACGAGUGGCUGAGUGAGAAGGAGUUCAGCGGCGCUGAAGACAGGAAAAGAGAGAAGCGACAGAAGCGCAAGAAGGCGGAGAUUUGGAUAACGCGCCACGUUGCGGAAAUCGUGGCGAGGCAGGAAUUCAUCUUGAAGCUCGCGCGCGCGAUGAUGAUGUUCGGCGGGCCGACGCACCGGCUGCAGGCGCAGAUCCAGGCGACAGGGAAGGUGCUCGACACCCCGCUGUCGUGCAUGUACCUGCCGGACAUGAUGCUCAUCUCGUUCGAGGACCCGUCCACGAGCACCAGUAGCAUCAAGUUCAUUCGGCAGGGCAGCUCGCUAGAUAUAGGAAAGCUGCAAGAGGCGCACAAGCUGUACUGGACGGUCAUCCACGACGAAAUAUCCGUGAAGGAUGCGUCGAGCGAGCUCGACAAGCUCAUGUUGCGGAAGCCGAUUUACAAGAACUGGCAAAUUAUUCUCAUCGGUGGUGCUUGCUCAGCCUCAAUCUGCAGUGUCAGCUUCAACGGCUCUUUCAUCGACUCGCUCAUGUCCUUCCCCCUCGGCUGUCUCCUCAUCGUCAUUCAACUGUUUGCUGGUCGUAACGAACUGUACUCCAACGUCUUCGAAAUCACCGUCGCUACCAUAUUCAGCUUUAUAGCUGCUGCUCUCUCGUCUUCCAGAUACUUCUGCUACUCCGCUAUUGCUUCCAGUUCUGUUGUUCUCAUUCUACCCGGUUUCAUCGUCCUUUGCGGCAGUCUCGAACUCUCAUCGCGCAACAUUGUUUCCGGCGCUGUUCGAGUCUGUUUUUCUUGCAUAUAUUCGCUGUUCCUCGGCUUCGGUCUUGCUAUAGGCGCCACCGCCUACUCCAAGAUAUCGCACCACAGCCUUGCUGGUUCUGACGACCUUACGUGCGGCUUGAGCCAUGACCCCGACGGGCCCUGGUGGCAACGAACUCCUUCAUUGUGGUGGGCCUUCUUGACGGUGCCGCUGUACUCCUUGUUCCUGAGUCUGAGGAACUACGCGCCGUGGAAACAUCGCGAACUGUACUUGUUGGUGGCAAUCUCGUGCAUUGGUUGGGUCACCAACCACUUCACCGGCACGCGCUUCCGCAACCAAAGCGACAUCUCGGCUGCCGCCGGAGCACUUGCGGUCGGCUUCGUCGCGAACCUCUAUGGCCGAUUCUUCAACGGGAACGCUUUCGUCAUCAUGAUCACUGGCAUCCUAUUCCAGCUGCCUUCCGGACUGGCGAACGGCGGUCUGUUCACCUUCGUGCAGCAGCAGGAGUCCGGCUCGUCGUCGAACGAAGCUUAUCUGUCAGGCUUCCAGACAGCGCUGCAGCUCAUCUCGGUCGCGAUCGGCCUCACCGUUGGGCUCGGCAUCUCGCUCGUGCUCGUCCAUCCUAUUCCUUCGCGGCGGCGCGGCACGGGCAUGUUUACGCUAUAAGGCCCAGAGACGGUCCGGUCAUACACCCAUCAAAAGCUUUUCUUCUUGUACGUACCAAGUCUUCCUCAUUCCGCGGGCCUGUCACCCCGCGGCACAGUACACCUCUCCGAACAUUUUGCUCGCUCCCCCCUCCCCUCGUUUCCUUCUCGGCCUGCUCCUUUUGCCUACAUCAUGGACUUUACGAUAAGCGAUGCGCACCACGAACAUGACUCGUGCCCCCCGAUAGAUACUCAGACCCUUGCAAUUGUCUUUAGAGAAUUCCCACAUCUCCUGGCGUCUUGUACAAAUUUCCCUGCUCUCCACUGCUUUCCCCCCAUAGACC